Colletotrichum orchidophilum is the source of this 2556-nucleotide messenger RNA. RefSeq lists its product as uncharacterized. Bases 1 to 2556 code for a protein of 851 amino acids. The transcript is spliced from 6 exons. Gene Ontology annotation, cellular component: nucleoplasm; protein phosphatase 4 complex. Lineage: Eukaryota; Fungi; Ascomycota; Sordariomycetes; Glomerellales; Glomerellaceae. The record is from RefSeq and is a predicted model, not a curated record. Gene Ontology annotation, molecular function: protein phosphatase activator activity. Gene Ontology annotation, biological process: DNA damage response; protein dephosphorylation.
AUGGCACAACCCGUGCCUCAUCAUGCGACGGACAAGAAACGCGUCAAGGUCUACGAGCUGCGCAACAAUGACUGGUUCGAUCGCGGCACCGGCUUCUGUACCGCUGCUUUCAUGCAGACGGAAGAUGGCCAGCCUCGAGACCCCAGAGUCAUAGUUGAAUCCGAAGACCACCCUGACAGGCUUCUACUUGAGACCAAGAUCUGCAAAGAGGAUGGCUUCCAGAAGCAGCAAGGCAAGUUGCAAGGCGCCUCCGUCAAUGGCAUCGACAUGGCCCUCUCGUUCCAGGAGGCUGAUGGCUGUGCACUGAUUUGGAAAUUUGUCAACAGCGUGCAGCAGACUUUCCAGGGCGGCAUGGCCGCUGCCGACGACAGUCUUUCCGACGAUCUGGCCAUGGAAAUGCCCAGCACCAUUAGCCUUCCCCCUGCCGAAAUAGGGAACCUACAGGAAAUUGAGACCAGUAUGCGCAUCAUGAGUCAGACAGUCAAUGGACGAGACGCACUGGCAAAGUGCAUUAUGGGCGAGGACUACAUCGGCAAGCUGAUUCCUCUGGUUGAGAUGGCCGAAGAUCUCGAGAGCCUCUCAGACUUGCACCGACUGUGCAACAUCAUGAAGACUGUCAUCCUACUCAACGACACCACCAUAAUAGAACAUGCCGUAUCCGACGAGUGUGUUCUUGGCGUCGUAGGCGCUCUCGAAUACGACCCCGAUUUCCCAAGCCACAAAGCCAAUCAUCGCCACUGGCUAGAUAACCAAGGACGAUACAAGGAGGUUGUACCGAUCCAGGACGAUCAGAUCAGGCGGAAAAUCCAUCAGACUUACCGACUUCAGUAUUUGAAGGACGUUGUACUAGCGCGCAUAUUGGAUGAUCCGACUUUCUCCGUUCUCAACUCUCUGAUUUUCUUCAACCAAGUGGAUAUUGUCCAGCAUCUACAAGGGAAUGGAAAGUUUCUCGAUGAUCUUUUCGGCAUCUUCAAAGCAACGCAAACAGAUCAGAGACGCAAGAAGGAGGCUGUUCUUUUCAUUCAGCAGUGCUGCGCCAUUGCCAAGAAUUUGCAGCCGCCGGCUCGUCAAACUCUUUACAACAACUUCAUCGGUCACGGCCUGCUUCAGGUCAUCAACUUCGGCCUGCGUCAUCCCGACGUGAGUGUACGGGUCGGUGCGACCGAUGUCCUCGUGUCCCUGAUAGACCACGAUCCGCACAUGAUUCGGGGCACCAUUUAUCGACAACUCCAUGAAAACCAACCGCCCUUGACAGAUUCGCUCAUUGAUUUAUUGCUGGUAGAAGUCGAUCUUGGCGUCAAGGCACAAAUUUCGGAUGCCUUGAAGGUCCUUCUUGACCAGGGCCCUCCGCUUCAGUCGCAGGAGGCUUUCGCAAAAGCGAAUGGGGAGUUCACAGGCCGACGGCCUCCGGCAGUACUAGAAUCUCAGCACGAGCUGUUUCUCAACAACUUUUACUCAGGUUCAUCAGCACAACGGCUCUUUAGGCCUCUCACCGAUCUUCAAGGUCGCACCGAUAUGGCUUUCCCAUUGCAACAAGCGUCAAUGUUCACGUACCUCAUUGAAAUACUCGGCUUCUUCAUCAGGCAACACAAACAAAGCAGAUCAUUCGUCCAUAAACAUGAUCUGCUUCGGCGAAUUGCUCAGCUAUUUGCCUCUCCGGAGAAAUAUCUCCGACUAGUUGCCAUUCGCUUCUUCCGUAACCUAGCAGGGAUGCAAGAUGUCGACUACGACAGGCAAAUCAUGGAGCACGGCAUCUUGGAGCCACUGCUCAAUAUGGUUUUCCAAUCUAUGCACCGGGACAAUCUCCUCAGCUCAGCCUGUGUCGAGUUUUUCGUGUUCGUCACUGGACAAGAGCACAGAAAGGAGAUGAACAAAUUUCUCGUCCACCACUAUCGUGAGCGGCUAGUCGAUCUGAGUUACAUGGAAACUUUCCGCAACGUUCUAGUGCUCUACGACCAAACUCAAGGCCACACCGCCGAAUUCUACACGGAAUCAGAAGAGGAUCUUGCGAGGCGGACGGCCAACCCUAAUCAGAGGAUGAUGGAACAUAUCUCCAUUGACCAAGCCGAAGAGGAUUACUUCAACACCUCGGACGACGAAGAUGGACCUGAGAGCAGGGCUUUCGACAAGUUGCAGCCAACAAAUGGCUCAGCAGUAUUUACACCAGCAUCAAAACCGCUGGUUGAUUAUCCUUCAGAUGAAGAGGUGGAUGAGAACGCCGACCCCGAGGUCUUGCCAACGUCUGGCGAGAAGCAGGACGGAGCGGAUGGCGCUUCUGACACGAGCAGUGAAUCAUCCUCCGUGGCACCACCAGAACGACUUUCUGAAAAGAGACGUCGCGAGGAGGAUGACGACGACGAGCUUGGUAAGCUGAUGCAGAACAAACGCAGAAACAGCAGUUCUGCAGGGUCAAAUGCGUCAAUGACAUCAAGUAUGGUCAGAAGGAAGAAGAAUUUUGCGGAUCGGUCAAACACAGCAACGCCGAAAAAAAUUGCUAUCAGCAUAUCACCUUCAGUGAAAAGUGGCGGGACGGCAAGGUCGGACGAUGAAUCCUGA